UGUGUGAGAACUGAAGACUAGUUUCUCUGAGAACCAACUGGCUGGACGCUGUUUGUGGGGAGAGUUCAGUCCGUCAAGGCUUGAAGAAGAUUCAGAACUUUCACGUGACAGUUCCAGAUUAGCAGUAAGCCACUCAAAUCCACGGUUUCAUGCUGGAAUGUAUAUAUUUAAUACCAUAAUGUUGCAGCUGAUGGUUGACUGGGAGGUCAGAGAAAAACAAUCUGUACUGGAAGGGAUUAAACAUACUAAUUCAUUUGAAGACACUUCUCUCAUCUCGCCUUUUAACAAAGAAGCAAUUCUAUUUCUAACCGGAGAGAGGCAGCAGCGGCAGGGUCUCUCUCUCUCUCUGAGUCUGCUCUAGAAGUUGAGGUGGGAGGGGAGAGGGUCGGCUGUCUGAUCCUUUGUCAUAUGGAGACGGUACUCUUAUACCUCAAACGGAGAGAGGGAGCACAUUUCAGCUGCAAAGGACAUGCAAAUAAAAAGGUCUCGGGCUCAACUAUGUGAACUGGACAUAAAUGAAAGCACGUAGGGCCCCGCCGACUCCUGCAUCCUCCGACUGAAUCAAAGGAGGUCAGCGUGAUGAACGGCAUGCUUCCUCAGAGGAGAGCUGUGGCCACAUCUGGCUACAGCUCAGAUUGCGUGAAGGUUGAGCACGGCGGCGGCGGCUCAGUCGGUGGGUCCCUGCUGAGGGGCUCUCGCUCCAAGGCGGAGCUACAGGACCUGAUGGAGAUGCUGCAGCGCAGGAAGAGCGCUCUGGAGGCCAGCUUGAGGGCGGCUGAGUGCAGCCGCAGAUACCUCAGCGUGCCCUCGCCCGCCGGAUCGCAGUCCGGCAGGCCUCUCUCCAUCGCCGGCAAUGCUGAGCGGCCGCCGUCGGCCUCCAGGACUCCGUCCUACGCGACCAGCAGCAGCGUGCCUCCAUCCCCUCGUCAAGGGGAACGCCAGCUGAGCCCCAGCGGCCUGCCUCGUCACUCCCACUCUCGCCACCUGUCACAAGACAGUCUGCUCCUCUCCAACGCAGCGGACGGCGGCCCUCUGUUCUCCUCAUACGGGCAGACCCUCGCUCGCUCCCCCAGGGUCAAGACCGGAGCAGCGAGCGUGCCGUCCAGCCCUCGCAUGAGCCGCAGGCCGCACUCUCAGUGCAAAGCCGCAGGAGACUCCCGGCAGAGGAAGUACUCGACGGGCUCCCUCAACAGCCUGGGGAUGCACAGUCGUUCUCUGCCACGGCUUCACAACGCCGCAGAGCCCCCGGCGCUGUCGCUGCUGCCGCGUCCCUCGGCGGGUCCCCACAGGGGCUCGGCGGGGCAGCGGCGUAGUCUCUCCUCCCUGGAGCAGCCACCGGACGUGACGGUGCCAGCCGGCAUGCCAGGCACUGCCAGGAGGGCCAGCCUGGCCUCUCUGUGCUCUCUGGGCGCGGAGGCGGACGGGACAGGCUUCGAUCCGGGCUUCGGAGAGAGGCGGUUGUCCUUUGGGAAGGGCGGACUGGGUCCGGGACAAAGGGUGGGCAGCAUCAGCUCUUUGAACGGCAAAGAGGAGCUGAGAGACUAUCACCAGCACCAGAGAGACGAACGACUCAGGGAGCAGAAAGUGCAGAGAUUGGAGUGCCAGCGUCUGGAGACCAUCUUGAACCUGUGCACCGAGUUUGGCCAUGUGGAGAAAGAGCCGGCGGGCUCAGCCGUUUGUGAUCUGCAGAAGAUCAAUAAGGAGCUGGAGAAGCUGCAGGUGUCGGACGACGAGUCGGUGUUCUCCGACUCUCCCGGCCGCGCCGCCUUCCAACUGGCCGAGGAGCAGCAGGUCAGCCAGCGUCAGCAGGGCGCCUACAGAGACGCCAGGUCCCACUCGCCCGCCGUCAGCCUCAACAGCAGCGCCCCCUCGCCGUCCAGCCACCACAGAGCCAAAGUUUUGGAGAGCGCGCAGCUGAAACAGGAAGUAACGCAUAUAGAGGAGGAGAGGAUUCAAGUUGUGAACAACAUAGAGGAGUUGGAGCAGAAGAUCAAAGACCUGGACAACCAGAUGGAGGAGUCCGUCCGAGAGAUGGAGGUGGAGUGCGCUCUGCUGGAGGGGGAACAGGAGUCAGAGAUGACCCAGCUGCAGAGGGAAAAGGAGCUUCUGGACCAACUCAAUAAAAAGAUACAUAGUAUCCAGACGACGAGCCCCCCUGAGAAACAUCAGGACACUGAGGAGCAGACUAAAAGUUUGGAGGAUUUGGAGUUUCAGAAGCUGGAGAGAAAAAUGAAUCAGGAUGAAGAAAAAGAGAAUCAGAGCAAAGAGCUACUGCGAGAGAUCGCCGAGGGUCAGCGUACUGCAGUCACACGCAAGGAAAGAAUCAUGGCGCUGAAGAAACAGUCCUCACAGAUUACUUUACAGGCUCAACAAGAAAGAGACAACUUCCAGAGAGAGAAAAACAACUUGCUCGUCAUGCUACAGAAGGAAAGAGAGAAGCUGGCGUCUUUGGAAGGAAAGUAUGCAGAGUUGUCUGAGGGGCAGUCCUUCACUAACAACCCCGUAGCCAUGAAAGAGCACUCUCUGAAGGAAAGGAGGAGAAGCAACAAAGAGAACUCUUGUCACCCGAGUGACAGCCAGCCUUAUAAGAGGAGCCAGCAGCUCCUCACCUCUUAUGGCAGAUCCCUGGGACGCACGCUUCCUCCCAAGGCCCACUUGCCUCUGUCCCAAAGCUCCAGCUGUGGCAGCGUCAUCCCACAAGGCUUCAGCUUCUCCCCCCGCGACCCGAGCGUCCGCCGCCCGACCAAGAGCAACGGCCACUCGCACGCGAAUGAAGACCGACAAAGAAGGAGCGACUUCUUCAACCGGAUGAUCUCCGAGCCCAGCGUGUUCUUGGACUCCUUCACCUACCCGGACCACAGCCAGGCCUCAGACACCGUCAGCGUGGACAGCUCCGACAGCCUGGAGACCAGCUACUCCGCCUGCUCGCCGGACAACAUCUCCAGCGCCAGUACGUCCAAUAUGGCGAAGAUCGAGGAGAUGGAGCGUUUACUCCGAGAGGCCCACGCUGAGAAGCUAAGACUCCUCGAGCAUCGGGAGCGUGAGAUGGAGAUGCGCCGGCACGCUCUGGAGGAGGAGCGACAAAGACGCGAGGAACUGGAAAAACGACUGCAGGAGGAGACAAGCAGGAGACAGAAACUGGUGGAGAGAGAAGUGAAGCUCAGGGAGAAACAAAGAUCUCAGUCGCGGCUGUUGACUCGCUACCUCCCCGUAAGGAAAGAUGACUUUGAUCUUCACGGCCACAUUGAGGCGGCCGGACACAGCCCAGAUGCCUGCUUCCAUCUGGCCAUCACUGACAAAACCUGUCGAGGCUUCCUGGUCAAAAUGGGAGGCAAGAUUAAGACCUGGAAGAAACGCUGGUUUGUCUUCGACCAGAAUCGCAGGACGCUGACUUACUACGCAGACAAACAUGAAACCAAGGUGAAAGGAGUCAUCUACUUCCAAGCCAUAGAGGAGGUGUACUACGACCAUUUAAAGAACGCACACAAAAGCCCCAACCCCUCGCUGACCUUCAGCGUGAAGACCCACGAUCGGGUGUACUACAUGGUGGCUCCGUCGCCCGAGGCCAUGCGUAUCUGGAUGGACGUCAUGGUAACGGGCGCCGAAGGACACAUGCACUUCAUGGUGUAACGCAUCCCAACCGAUCAGGGUCCACACCCUGCGGUUUCAUUACCCAUCCCGGCGCUCUGCUCGUGCCGAUGUAACAGCGAACACGGGUCGCGUCGCGCCGACAUCAUCAGGUCAACAAAAAACUUCUGCUCAGACUUGUAGUAUUUUUAGUCUACAACUGAGGCUCAAAGGCACACUUUAUAAUGUAAUUAUGUAUGAAAGUGAUAUAAAGGGUUCCAAAUGAUAUGUCCCACUUCUUCCCUCGUCUCUUCUCCUCGUUGGACGUCCAACUGCAUCAGUGGGUCACAAAACUUCUUGUCAAUCUUUUCUGAGGCGAGAUCAUCCCAUUUUUAUUUGUGUUUGCAAGAAUGACCAUUUCCUUCCCAUAUGUCUACUAUUAUUUCUAUAUUGUCAUUAUUUUAAGUAAUAUUUUACAUUUUGAACUCAAGCAUUUUCAUGCUGCCGUACUACAGGCAUUUGCUGGUCUUGUCUGACUUUUUAAAGCACAUGACCACCAUUUAUAUUACUUCAAACCACAGAUAUAUCCUUGUGAAACUUUAAUUCCAGUGAGUGCUAAUUUAGCCUUUUCUUCACACAUGCAAACUUCAAUCAUGUUGAGAGAUAACGGCAUGGUCAUUUUUCGGUCUUGCUCUAAAUUGUUGGUAGUUUGGAAAUAUUCUUCUCAUGAAUUGAAUCAAUCUGCCCAAAUCCCAAUGGUACUGUGUGUCAUGCCGCAGGCCGGAUUGGAUGAGGCCAUGUGGUGCAGCAGUGACGCAGUCCGUACUGCAUCACCCUCAUAUCGCUCCUCAGCGUUUCAUUUUGUUUAUUCACCAGCAGAGGGCCUCAGUGCUGAGCUAUUGCAGUGUAAUGACGUAAUGUGCUGGGCAGUAGGUCAAUCAAUAAUUAUGCUUAUAUAUCAAAUGAACAAUAAAUCACACAAAACAAAUCAAUAUCAAAAUAAUAUCUCGGGUUUUAAUAUCUCGGGUCUACAUUUACAUCUAUUUCUAAAGCAUUUCACAUUUGUUAAUUUGUAUAUAGAGAGCUAUAGAUAUAAAUAGCAACCUCAGACUCCAUGCUACUUUUUUUUAAAUUGACUUUCAGGUUUCAAUAUGAACAAAUAAUGUUGAUUAUGAAUCAUAUUAGUGGAGAUGUACUUUUUGAGUCAUGAAGCGGGGGGGGGG
Gasterosteus aculeatus aculeatus (three-spined stickleback) is the source of this 4790-nucleotide messenger RNA. RefSeq names its product pleckstrin homology-like domain, family B, member 2a (gene phldb2a). Gene Ontology annotation, cellular component: basal cortex. Lineage: Eukaryota; Metazoa; Chordata; Actinopteri; Perciformes; Gasterosteidae. The record is from RefSeq and is a predicted model, not a curated record. Gene Ontology annotation, biological process: regulation of microtubule cytoskeleton organization.